Molecule: messenger RNA, 1551 nt
Organism: Panicum hallii
Lineage: Eukaryota; Viridiplantae; Streptophyta; Magnoliopsida; Poales; Poaceae
Product: probable 3-hydroxyisobutyrate dehydrogenase, mitochondrial
Exons: 11
Coding region: 306-1334 (342 amino acids)
Biological process (GO): L-valine catabolic process
Molecular function (GO): NAD binding; NADP binding; 3-hydroxyisobutyrate dehydrogenase activity
Source: RefSeq, a predicted model, not a curated record
UUCCUAGUUGCGUGUUAUAGUGUGCUACGCAUGCUGCUAAAGAUUUCAAGAAAAUCCCUACAAUCAUGAGUGGACUUGGUUAGAGCGGGCAAAGACGAGAAGGCAGUUAGACUUCCAAGUAUCGGCCACACUCACCAUUUCCAUCUUUCCUUUUCUUCGCCGGCGCCAGCCCCCGCAUCGCCGAACCUCCCGCUUUAGCUUAUCUCCACCGAAGCACGCCGGCGGGAGAAUUCAUCCAGACGUGGCAUUGAGCGAAUCCUUUUCCUGUUAAUUGCGGACUCUUCUCCUGCGGUCUUGCGGAAGGCAUGGCGGGGUUCGGAUGGAGAGUCGGUUCCAAGGUGCAGAGAUGGUGUCGGAGCUGCUUCCGGGGCUUCUCUUCAGCUGCUAUUCCGUCUCAGCUGGAGAAUGUAGGAUUCAUAGGACUCGGGAAUAUGGGAUCCCAUAUGGCAAGGAACCUGAUUACGGCUGGAUAUAAAGUAACUGUUCAUGAUAUAAAUGAAAAUUCGAUGAAGAAAUUCUCAGACGAUGGAAUCCCCACAAAGCAGUCUCCGCUUGAAGUUUCAAUGUCGAGUGAUGUCGUGAUUACCAUGCUUCCUUCCUCUUCCCAUGUUUUAGAGGUAUACAAUGGAACUAAUGGCUUGCUCGGUGGUGGUAGCCACCUUGGACCUUGGUUAUACAUAGACUCAUCUACAGUUGAUCCGCAAACAUCAAGAAAGAUAUCAACGGCCAUAUCAAGAUGCCAUUUAAAAGAAAAUAAAGGCUACACUGAAAACCCAAUGAUUCUGGAUGCUCCGGUGUCUGGAGGUGUUCCUGCUGCAGAAGCUGCGAAGCUAACUUUCAUGGUGGGAGGUCUAGAGGAAGCGUAUUUAGCAGCCAAGCCCCUACUUCUCUCAAUGGGGAAAAGGGCAAUCUACUGCGGUGGGGCUGGAAAUGGCUCGGCUGCAAAGAUCUGUAACAACAUGGCAAUGGCGAUCAGCAUGCUCGGGGUCUCGGAGGCCUUUGCUCUUGGUCAGAAUCUUGGGAUUAAAGCAAGCACUCUUACAGACAUUUUCAAUUGCUCAAGUGCUCGCUGCUGGAGUAGCGACACAUAUAACCCAGUUCCCGGGGUUAUGGAGGGCGUGCCAUCAUCGAGGAACUAUGACGGUGGUUUCACCUCCAAACUAAUGGCUAAAGAUUUGGAUUUAGCCAUGGCCUCUGCAUCUGGAGUCGGCUUUAAAUGUCCCAUGGGCUCUGAGGCACUUGAAAUUUACCGAAAGCUUUGCGGGGAUGGCUGCGAACUCAAGGACUUCUCAUGCGCAUUCCGCCAUUACUAUGCUGGCAAGGAUGAAGAGUGAUCGUGUAGUUACUCGCGUGUUCAAAUGAAUAAAACAAAUAAAGUUAUUGGAAUGGUUCCAGUGUAAACUGUGUAGUGUUGUACUGAGACAUGGUGGCUGAGCUGUAGGGACGAUCACCUUUGUAAACUGUUGGUUUGCUUCUCGGCAAUCGGCAAUAGACUGUUCUGAGACACCAUGAUCCAAGAACUGCCAGUUUUCAGAAAUUUCGUUUCUGUUC